GACAGAAAGAUGGUCUCUCUUUUCUUCUGCUUUUUUCUCUGGGCAAUUCUGAGGAUUGCUCCCAACUGCCAUGUCAUUUCCAUCCUCGCCGCCGUCCCUGCCCGACCAUGUGUUCAAUGAUCCGCCGAGCUCGCCGCCGCUGCCUCCGGCCGCUUUCCCAUCGCGAAAACGACAGGCGCGUUGGGACUACGAUAGCAGCAUGAGCAGUGACCCUAUCUUCAGCGAGGAUGCGUCAGAAGAGUCUGAGGCCACAGGAAUCAAGCGCAAGAGAUAUGUGCGCGGCCCUUGGUACCAGCACGCCCAGUCUCCGGCUGUGUCACGCAUACGAGGCGACAAGCCGAAGGGCGACAGCGGCGUGUGGUUGGGCUCUGAUAGCUCGACCGACAGCAUUGGCAGUAGCAAUCGUCGCAUGCAGAGUUUGACCUUUAACGAGUACAUGACAAAGGGCGCCCCUCUCACCCAGAGGAACCCUCCCACUCCGACCAAACCCAAAGACCAAUUCCAAGAAGCGGCCGCCAGCAUAGUCUUCAAGUAUGUCGACGCGUGUAAGGACACAAUCGAUCUCUCGGACAUGCACCUUGGCCAUCUAGAAAACGAUACCCUCCGACCGCUUCACCAGCUUAUCCGUCUCCCUGUACCCAUCAACGACGCCCAAAAGAUUACCGACGACCAUUUUGCACCUCUCACACCCAGUAUCAAACUGUUCCUGUCCAGAAACGACCUGCAGAAGCUACCAUCCGAGCUGUGGAACUUGGGCAAUCUGGCUGUCCUCAGUCUGCGCUCCAACUCGUUGACUGAGAUAUCACCUUCAAUUGGCCGUCUCCGCAACCUAUACGAGUUGAACAUCGCUGGCAAUCAGCUGCCAUUCCUCCCUUUCGAACUCCUCGCAUUGGUGGAGAACAAGCUCGUCCAGCUUUCUCUGGGCCCGAACCCUUUUGUGCAACCUCUGCCACCAUCAACUUCUACAGUGCCCAGAAAUGUACCUUCGAAGCUUGAGUCCUGCUUGCAUGAACUGCGUCGUCUACGCUCGCGCUGCCCUACCAUCGACAGUACUGAGCCUUCGCACGAGGCUUUGCUUGACCGUUUCUAUGCGGCUCGUUUAUACGACGUUUCCAGGGAGCUUAGUCCCAAAACGACUUAUGUUGCUUCGUCAUCCACAUCUUUCUUCGAAAUCGACGGUCAAGUCGUCCGAUCGCCCUUCCGAUCAAACGCGUCCUAUUCCGAACCAACAUAUUCGGCUUCGUUCAAACGUCCGUCACCGCCUUCGGCAAUACGCUCUGCGGCACCCUCUCUAUUUGAAUUAAGUGCUCGUGCGUGUGCUCGCUCUCAAUAUGUCGGACAGUUAGAUUCGCUUCUACCUGAAGACGCCUCUCCACCCGUCACCAAAGCAAUCGACAAAGUCAAGGAAAGCAAAGAGCUAGGCAUGCAGCACUGCUCUGUCUGCAACAAACAAUUCCUCGUGCCCCGUGCACAAUGGGUUGAAUACUACUACGUCGGACCUGGUAACGAGAAGUGCUCACCGAAAGAGUUAUUCCGUCCCUUUUUGCGCAGGUCUUGCUCUUGGGUUUGCGUUGAUCGUUUAGCUGCCCAAAGAGAGAAGUAUUGGGAAGAUUGCGAGAAGCUGGUUCUCGAAUACGGAGGAUUAAGAUGAUUUAUUCUGGCCAUGGCAGCAGGUCUGAUCCGUAGCCCUUUUGGAAACGUACAUACUCCAUUAAUUUGUAUAUUUCUCACUGAUCAUGUCAAUCCCCUGGCUUUAGGUGUGU
Molecule: messenger RNA, 1763 nt
Organism: Aureobasidium pullulans EXF-150
Lineage: Eukaryota; Fungi; Ascomycota; Dothideomycetes; Dothideales; Saccotheciaceae
Exons: 2
Coding region: 71-1651 (526 amino acids)
Cellular component (GO): extracellular matrix
Source: RefSeq, a predicted model, not a curated record